This is a messenger RNA of Neopelma chrysocephalum (saffron-crested tyrant-manakin), 4552 nucleotides long. RefSeq names its product leucine rich repeat containing G protein-coupled receptor 4 (gene LGR4). The coding region runs from base 1 to 2847 and encodes 948 amino acids. Lineage: Eukaryota; Metazoa; Chordata; Aves; Passeriformes; Pipridae. Gene Ontology annotation, biological process: G protein-coupled receptor signaling pathway. The transcript has 18 exons. Gene Ontology annotation, cellular component: membrane. The record is from RefSeq and is a predicted model, not a curated record. Gene Ontology annotation, molecular function: G protein-coupled receptor activity; protein-hormone receptor activity; protein binding.
AUGCGGUGCCUCGCUCUGCUUGGCCUCGUCGCCUGGGGCCUGGGGAGCUGGGCCGGACCCAGCGGCGGAGCGUCCCCCCCUCCUUGCCCGGCCUCCUGCAGCUGCGACGGCGACCGCGGCGUGGACUGCUCCGGGCGGGGGCUGGCGGCCGUGCCCCCGGGACUCAGCGCCUUCACGCACGCCCUGGACAUCAGCAUGAAUAACAUCACAAGGCUACCAGAAGAUGCCUUCAAGAACUUUCCCUACUUGGAAGAGCUGCGACUGGCUGGCAAUGACCUUUCUUUUAUCCAUCCCAAGGCCUUGUCUGGUUUGAAAGAACUCAAAGUUCUAACCCUCCAGAACAACCAGCUGAAGACUGUACCUAACGAGGCCAUCAGAGGAUUAAGCGGUUUGCAGUCCUUGCGUUUAGAUGCCAACCACAUCACUGCCAUACCAGAGGACAGCUUUGAGGGGCUGGUGCAGCUGCGUCACCUCUGGUUGGAUGACAACAGCCUGACAGAAGUUCCCAUCUACCCGCUCAGCAACCUGCCCUCUCUGCAGGCGUUAACGCUGGCCCUCAACAAGAUAACACACGUCCCUGACUAUGCAUUUACAAACCUCUCCAGUCUGGUUGUCCUACAUCUUCAUAAUAAUAAAAUAAAAACCAUAGGAAAGCACUGUUUUGAUGGAUUAGACAACCUUGAAACCUUAGAUUUAAAUUACAAUAACAUGGUAGAGUUCCCUGAAGCCAUAAAAGCACUCCCAAGUCUAAAGGAGUUGGGAUUUCACAGUAACUACAUUUCCAUAAUUCCUGAUGGUGCAUUUGCAGGAAACCCCCUUCUAAGAACGAUACAUUUGUAUGAUAAUCCUUUGUCUUUUGUGGGGAACUCAGCAUUUCAGAAUCUGUCAGAUCUGCAUUCCCUGGUCAUUCGGGGUGCCAGCAUGGUGCAGUGGUUUCCUAAUUUGACAGGAACUGUAAACCUGGAGAGCUUAACUCUAACAGGGACCAAGAUAAACAGUAUUCCUGUUAAUUUAUGCCAGGAGCAAAAGGUGCUUCGAACUUUGGACUUGUCUUAUAACAAUAUAAAGGACCUCCCAAGUUUUAAGGGCUGCCACUCCUUGGAAGAAAUUUCCUUACAACAUAAUCAAAUACAAGAAAUUGCAGAGGACACCUUUCAAGGACUGUCCUCCCUUCGUAUCCUGGACCUCAGUAGAAAUCGGAUUCGUCAGAUCCACAAAGAAGCUUUUAUCUCUGUUGGAGCUCUUGUUAACCUCGACCUAAGUUUCAAUGAGCUCACUUCAGUUCCAACUGAAGGACUGAGUGGGCUGAACCAGCUUAAACUCACGGGCAAUUCUGAGCUGAAAGAAGCUUUGGCAGCAAAGAACUUCGCAAAGCUCCGGUCACUCUCUGUACCAUAUGCUUACCAGUGCUGUGCAUUUUGGGGUUGUGAUUCUUAUUUAAACUCUAAUGCUGAAGAUUCCAGUCACCAAGAUCAAGGUGCCUUGAUGGAUCGUGAGAAGGCUGAUGUUCUGAGAAAUGAGGAAAAUGAGGAACUGGGACAGACUAUUAUUCACUGUACACCAGCAACAGGUGCCUUUAAGCCUUGUGAAUAUUUAUUGGGCAGCUGGAUGAUUCGACUUACUGUCUGGUUUAUUUUUUUGGUUGCUUUGUUCUUCAACCUGCUUGUCAUGUUAACAAUAUUUGCAUCCUGUACUACACUGCCAUCUUCCAAGCUGUUUAUAAGCCUGAUUUCUGUCUCUAACUUAUUUAUGGGAGUCUAUACUGGUAUUUUAACUUUCUUGGAUGCUGUCUCUUGGGGAAGAUUUGCUGAAUUUGGCAUAUGGUGGGAGACUGGCAGUGGUUGCAGAGUUGCUGGGUUUCUUGCAGUCUUUUCGUCAGAAAGUGCCAUUUUUUUCCUGAUGUUGGCAGCUGUCGAACGGAGCUUCUCUGCGAAGGAGUUCAUUAAAAAGGGGAAAAGCAAUCGCCAAAAACAAUUUCAAAUUGCAGCGAUUUUUGCUUUCCUGUGUGCCGUGGUAGCGGGAUGCUUACCACUUUUUUAUAAAGCUGAGUACUCGGCAUCCCCCCUUUGCUUGCCCUUCCCCACCGGAGAAACGCCUUCACUUGGUUUCACAGUAACUUUAGUGCUCCUGAAUUCGUUGGCGUUUUUGCUAAUGGCUGUUAUCUACACUAAACUCUAUUGCAACCUGGAAAAAGAGGAUCUCUCCGAAAACUCCCAGUCCAGCACGAUUAAGCAUGUUGCUUGGCUAAUCUUCACGAACUGCAUCUUUUUCUGCCCUGUUGCGUUCUUCUCGUUCGCGCCGCUGAUCACCGCGAUUUCCAUCAGCCCCGAAAUCAUGAAGUCUGUUACUUUGAUAUUUUUCCCGCUGCCUGCUUGCCUGAACCCGGUCCUGUACGUAUUCUUCAACCCAAAGUUCAAAGAAGACUGGAAGAUGCUCAGGCGCCACCUGACCAGGAAGAAUGGCGCGGUGGCGAUCGCCGUCAACGCUCAAGGGGGCUGCGCCACGCAGGAUUUCUACUACGACUGCGGCGUUUACUCCCACCUGCAGGGCAACAUCGCCGUGUGCGAGUGCUGCGAGUCGCUCCUUCUGUCCAAGCCCGUGCCCUGUAAACAUUUAAUAAAGUCUCAGAGCUGCCCCACGCUGGCAGUGGUGCCUUGCCAAAGGCCGGAUGGCUACUGGUCGGACUGCGGCACCCAGUCGGCCCACUCCGACUACGCGGACGAGGACGACUCCUUUGUGUCGGACAGCUCGGACCAAGUGCAGGCCUGUGGCCGCGCCUGUUUCUACCAAAGCCGAGGGUUCCCUUUGGUUCGUUACGCCUACAACAUACCAAGAAUUAAAGACUGAAAAGGCUUUCUGCCACCAGCUGUUCCAAUAAAGAGGUAUCAUGCUUUGCAGACUGUUGCCUGGUUUGACCUUUCGAGCAGGAAGCACUUUUGUAAUCGUUGUUUGGUGUCGUUUGUAAAGAAGGGAAGCGGGCAGCAACUUCUUGAGCCAUACAUUUAAAAAAAAAAUUUUAAACGAAUAAAUCAAUUGCCCCGACUGUAAAUAAUUGGUAAACCAAAUUUGUUACCUGAUAUUUUUACUCUCUCCACGCAAUAGUGGUUUCUUUUAUACAGUUUUUACAUGCUAAUGGUGUGUUUCCACGUUGUGCUCCAGUUGUACUUUGCUUCUGCUGUUGGCGAGGUAAGUUCUGUUGAUUUCCCUCCCACCCCCCCCCGCCAAAGCACAAUAUAAAGGACAGCUGUUUGAUAUCACAGAAAUUAUUUUUAAAUGUAACUUUUCUAUAAUUAAGCAAAAAAAAAAUCUCUUGCUAGCUUUGUAUAGUGUAUUCAACAUUGAAUCUCAGGAUGAAUUUUAUUGCAGGGCCAAAAAAGGGAUUAAUUCUCCCAUACGUAACUGUGACAGCAAUAUAGGAAUACUAUGUUUGUUUUGUAUUUUAAGCCAAUAUUCAAUUAAAAAAAAAGGGUUUGUUGCAGUAAAGCACUUGUAAUCCACAAUAUUCUAUAGAUUAGGGGAAUAAAAAUAUGAGGUUGUCAGGAGUAGUAGGGUUGAACAUGUUUUUCCAGUGAUGAUGCAUUACUUCAGGUGAACCACAGCAAGUUUCUUCAGUAUUAUGCAGUCAAGUCAUAACAUUGGAAGGAAUGUUGAUGUAUCAGGGGGUGUUAGUAGUGCUGUCAGUGUACACAACUCAUGUCUUUGCAGAAAGACUGACUAAUGCUCUGCAGCUUAUUGAAUGUUACAGCACUCCAGUGAUAUUUAUGGAUAGACUGAGCAAAUGGAGGGAAAAUGCAAAGCAAUUUGGCAAUGAAGAAAAGCAUUUUUUCAGUUAUUUUACUGAGAGUGAAAAACACUCUGUGAAGUCACUGAUUUUCACAUAAAUCAGUGCAAUCUUUUUAAACCAUUAAAGUCCUGAGACCCUAAUGAUUUAAGUACAAUCGGUGAUCCAUUUUUUCUAUAUUUAGUUUGAAAUCUGAUGGCUAUAAAGUUAUGAAUGCAUGAUUAAGUAUUUAUGUAUGUUUCUUGAACAAUACACUAAAUCAAGAGCAAAUCCACUGCCGUCCCAGUCACUCUGGAGACAUUCUCGUUAAGAAUUAAAGCUAGAUUGCUGUUUUGAGAAUUAAACUGUACAUACUGUUCAUACAAUGAAUUUUUAUCUUUGUAUUGUAAGUUAUUUGAUAGAACCCAUGAUGGAAAAUGUGGCUUCAGUUCAUUUUGUUAAUUAAAGCUACCUCCUAAACAAUAGUGGCUGCCAGUAGCAGAGUGUUUAAAAUGUGGUUUAUAUACUUUUUGCAUUGUAAAUAGAUGUGGUUGUAUAUUGUCACUGUAAUAAAAACAGAAUCCUUGUAUAUCAAAAUCAUGUAGUUUGUACAAAGUAUGGGAGGAUUAUUUACUGUAUGCUGUUAAUUUUGUAAGCCAAAAUAUUCACGUGUAAAAAGGGAAGAAAACCAACCCAGAGUUAUUAAUUCUUAUAUUUACACUCAUGAAUAUUACAUCUGCAAUUAGCAUGGAAUGUUACACUGAAAGCAAAUAAAGGGUACAUGAAUAUUGA